This is a messenger RNA of Parus major (Great Tit), 3466 nucleotides long. RefSeq names its product Ras related GTP binding D (gene RRAGD). Gene Ontology annotation, cellular component: Gtr1-Gtr2 GTPase complex; lysosome; nucleus. Lineage: Eukaryota; Metazoa; Chordata; Aves; Passeriformes; Paridae. Gene Ontology annotation, molecular function: GTPase activity; GTP binding. The record is from RefSeq and is a predicted model, not a curated record. Bases 1433 to 2434 code for a protein of 333 amino acids. Gene Ontology annotation, biological process: positive regulation of TOR signaling; cellular response to amino acid stimulus; cellular response to starvation. The transcript is spliced from 7 exons.
AGGCCACAUAUUUUAAGUCUGCUUCAAUAUUAGCAUGUGAAACCCUUCUCCUUAAAGGCCCGGUCCUCCAGGCUGCCAUGGGAGAUGCUGCAUUGACUAAUUUAAUUUUGGGGAGUGGAGGAAGGUCAGUGCUUUGGGUGUAAGCUUUCAUGGUUAAAAGCUAUAGGAAUGUUAGACUGUAAGAGCUAUUACUGAGACUAAAUAAAGUCUUACUUGAAAUGAGAAUUGCCUUCAUUUUGAUGCAAAGAAAGUAAAUUUUAAUGUGUUUCUUUAGUGCUGCUUUAACUUAGUAUUUUUUUUUAGAGAAGUAACCCAUAUAUUGUCUCCAGACAAAUGCAUUUGGAUAUUUUUGAAUAGGAGCUUGUUAGACUGCUAAAAAUUGCAAUUGCAAUUGCUUCUUUAUAGUAACACCAGAAUAUUGUACUUAACAGAAAAGAACCUUUACAUCCUAAAUAGCAGGAGAAGACAGUCAAUGCAGGGACUAUUUUACACAGGAUUAAAACAAAAUCCGUUUUAACUGUCCAGAUUCCCUGGUUUUCUGUUUCAUUUUGAAUUCUCUGGAGAAAGAGGCAUACAACAUCUGAAAUGGAAGGGGUUGGGAUUCGGGUCUUUGUGUAACACUGUGCUGCAGGGCAAGGGACUUUCCCCUUUUUUUUGUCCUCUCUUCCUGGGUCUGUACAGCAAGUAGUCCAAAAUUCAGUGUCACAGCCUCCACUUUUCUACAAAGAAAGAAUGAAAAGGGCAGUAUAAGAAGAAUGACUUCAAUGCAUGGCUGUUGACAGUGACAAGAGAAGCCAGACUUAAAAACAUAAUUUCUUCUUCUUGUAAGUCUGCGGAAGAUAUCAGAAUUUCAUAUUGGUCAUCCCUCAUGCUAUACUGGGUUUGUGUCUCCAGCUUCAAUGCUGAAACCAUGGCUCUUGCCCUUAGUUUACACUUAGGGUCAUAUUCAGAAAUCUUAAAACACUUAAAUUUACAUAAAGCCUUGUCAGAUUUUUAAUAGAUGCAAUUAAAAAGUGUUUAGAAGCAGGAAAACCCUCUGCAGAGUGUCCAAGGAAGUGGCUUUAAGACAUACCACUGCUGAGUGCUGCACUUAUGGCAGCAUGGAACCAGGUCUUCUGGUUCUGAGACUUUUCUGAAGCCACAAGAAUUUCCUUCCACCAGGCAUUUCUGCAAUGUCUAUGAACCCACAGUAGCUGAACAGCCUUCUUCAUUACGUACAAGCUUUUUCUGUUAAUUCUUUAGUCUCAGGCCAUCUGUUAGUGUUGAAGAUGUUAAUUUUAUGUGUUUUGUGAGGGCAUUGUCUUGACAGCAAUCCAAAGUGCUGCAAAUACCACAGUCACAGCAGUACUGGCAAUGCUACAAGAUUAAUGGAUUUGAAGUUUUGGAUUUCAAUGAUCCCUUCAGUACUGAAGUUAAGCCAAGAAUCCUGCUCAUGGGAUUGAGAAGAAGUGGAAAGUCUUCCAUUCAGAAAGUUGUCUUUCACAAAAUGUCGCCGAAUGAGACUCUCUUCUUGGAGAGCACAAACAAGAUCUGCAGAGAGGAUGUUUCCAACAGCUCCUUUGUCAACUUUCAGAUAUGGGAUUUUCCUGGGCAAAUUGACUUCUUUGACCCUACGUUUGAUUAUGAGAUGAUUUUCAGAGGCACUGGAGCACUGAUAUUUGUUAUUGAUUCUCAGGAUGAUUAUAUGGAAGCAUUAGCUCGGCUGCAUCUUACUGUGACCAGAGCCUAUAAAGUGAAUCCAGAUAUCAACUUUGAAAUCUUUAUCCAUAAAGUGGAUGGUUUAUCUGAUGAUCACAAGAUUGAAACACAAAGAGAUAUUCACCAGAGGGCAAAUGAUGACCUUGCAGAUGCUGGAUUGGAAAAGAUUCACCUCAGCUUUUAUCUGACAAGCAUAUAUGAUCAUUCUAUAUUUGAAGCAUUUAGCAAAGUGGUACAGAAACUGAUUCCACAGCUCCCAACACUGGAAAACCUGCUUAACAUCUUUAUUUCAAAUUCUGGGAUUGAAAAAGCAUUUUUAUUUGAUGUAGUCAGUAAGAUCUAUAUCGCAACAGACAGCACUCCAGUGGAUAUGCAAACUUACGAGCUCUGCUGUGAUAUGAUAGAUGUUGUGAUUGACAUUUCUUGUAUAUAUGGGCUUAAAGAUGAUGGCACUGGAACUCCUUAUGACAAAGAAUCAAUGGCAAUCAUAAAACUGAAUAAUACAACUGUCCUUUAUUUAAAAGAGGUGACAAAAUUCCUCGCUCUUGUUUGUUUUGUCAGAGAAGAAAGCUUUGAGAGAAAAGGAUUAAUAGACUACAAUUUCCAUUGUUUUCGAAAAGCCAUACAAGAAGUAUUUGAAGUAAGAAUGAAAGUAGUAAGAUCUCGAAAACAUCAAAGCCACCUGCAAAAAAAUAAAAGACCCACUCCUAAUGGGACACCAAGAAUGCCACUGUAACUGAGGUUUUCUGGAAAUGUGGCAAGCAAAGUUUUUAUGAAGUUGAUGUGACUUCUGCAUCUCAUUGCACUGAGUGAAGAGGAAAACAAACGGGACUGAUGUAUUAUAUGAAUUUUCCCUGAACGUUCAGAAAGCACUGUUUAAAUAUUUUUAUCCAAUCAGUUUUUUUUCAUAUAGUGAGCACUUUGAGCAAAAUGUUGUAUAUAUAAACAUUGAGGUGAGCACUUGUAAGAAUUUUCUUAAUAUAUGCUGUAAACCUUUUUCAUGCCAUAUUAAGAAAAAACAGCUGUGACAGAAAUACUGGGUACAUAAUUUGCACUUUUUCAUGUUUUCCUUGUGGACUUGGACUUUGAUAAACUUAGUUUUUAUGGUGAUUUUGAUGCAUGGUGUCAGGUAAAAUGUAUGCUGUAGUUUGUUUACCUGCUACAAUCAAAUUGGUUAGUAAACAAUUAAGAAAACUUGGUACAAUGCCUUUUUAAAUUUCUGACAGCUAAUACCUAACAUUCAUACAGAUCUAAUUUCAUAUAUUUUUCAAUUUGUAAACUGAAGAAUAAUAUUGAAGUAUUACAGCAAUAAGCAACUUACCAGGAAUCGUAACUGGUAGGUAAAUAUUAGCUUUUGUAAAACAGGCUUUUGGCCAAAUUUCAUCUGGAGUUCUCUUUAACACUGGUCAUGCCCUCUCUUGGGUCUGGUUUUAUUAUUUACCUCAGCAUAUACCACUAAAAUACCUUUCUAUAAAGAUGAUUGUUUUGUAAAAUGGCUCUAUGUUGCACUGGUAUUUUUAUAAGGCUUCAGAGGAGUAUGUUGUAUCUUUAUGGCUGGAUUUACAUUGCUAAGUUUGUGUUGAGACCCUGCACAUGUACAGUUGGCGCAAUGAAGAAUCUGUAUGUAUUUCCACCCUGGCUUUCUGAUGUACUGAUAAGUCAUAAAGGUGUGACCACUGGGUUCUGAUUCCCUCUAACAUGGGUACAUCUGUCAUUGAAAUCACGACAAGACCAUUAAAAUGAGGACUGGACAAUCUACCUGCUGUAA